AUGAAACCUAGAAAACUACAUCUUGUCGGCAUACAUAAAAGAUCUCGUCUAACAUCAUCACGUUCAGAUCAAGCUGGUGUACGUGGAAUAAUAGAUUUACCGUAUCUCUGCGUAGAAUUAGCCUGGGAUCCACCUGAAGGUUUACACACAACCAGACAAGUUAGUUAUCAAGUGUUUGCACGAUUGACAGGUCCCCAAGAACUGGUGAAUGAAUUAACAGACACUGCUUUGGCUUCAAGUGAGAUAUAUGGGCCUAACUUGGAAAGAGAUGGUAGCCAUCCUAUGUUACAACGAAGACUAUUGGCUAAUGUUACUGGGAAUACAUUCAGAUCAUCAGAAAGUGACAAUAUUGGCUACGGACUGACCUACUUGUUCGAAGUUGCAUUAAUGAUACAAGCUCAACAGAUGCGCCUCCAUCAAGUAGCCCACUCCAUGUUCGUUUAA
Molecule: messenger RNA, 444 nt
Organism: Heterobilharzia americana
Lineage: Eukaryota; Metazoa; Platyhelminthes; Trematoda; Strigeidida; Schistosomatidae
Source: the annotation of a GenBank genome assembly